Molecule: messenger RNA, 1164 nt
Organism: Vitis riparia (riverbank grape)
Lineage: Eukaryota; Viridiplantae; Streptophyta; Magnoliopsida; Vitales; Vitaceae
Exons: 5
Coding region: 126-1019 (297 amino acids)
Biological process (GO): microtubule cytoskeleton organization
Cellular component (GO): cytoplasmic microtubule
Molecular function (GO): microtubule binding
Source: RefSeq, a predicted model, not a curated record
GUCGGACAUAUUCACUUUCCAUAUUAGCAUCAAAGCCACUGAUUCCUUUAAAUCAAUCAAACGCUUCAAUCUUCCAGACACACACACGCUCUCUGUUUGGAUCUGUUUCUUUCUUUCUCAAAGAAAUGGCUCUGAGGUCUCUGGAUAAUGCUCUCCCGAUAACACCGGAAAGGCCCAAAAAGCAAGCGAAAGUUGCAGUUUCAAUUCAGAAACAGUCUGAUUUUGGUGUGAAUGAUGAGAACAAAGCUCCAUUGCCACCAACUGCAGAUGCCACCAUUGACUACAUCUCUUCUGAGAAUCUUAAAGCCAUGCCUGACCCAGAAAUCCAGAUAACUGGUUUGACUGAGGGAUUGGAUUCCAAGGAUUGGGCCAAGGUGUGUGAAUCUCUGAACGACGCUAGGCGGUUUGCGCUGUAUCAUUCCGCUCUGAUGGCACCGAUCUUAGAAAAAGUGCUGUUGGUGCUGGUGAAGGCCAUGAAGAACCCUAGAAGUGCUCUGUCCAAGACCUCUAUCAUGGCUUCAACUGAUAUCUUCAAUACCUUUGGUGAUGAGUUGCUUCAGCCCACCAACUCUGAUGCAUUUGAUCACAUGCUGCUGCAGCUAUUGUUGAAGGCAUCACAAGAUAAGAAGUUUGUGUGUGAAGAAGCAGACAAGGCACUCAAGGCAAUGGUGGGUUCCAUGACUCCUCUCCCUCUGCUCCAAAAGCUCCAGGCUUAUGUUAACCAUGCCAACCUCAGAAUCAGGGCCAAAGCUGCCAUAUCCAUCUCCCAUUGUGUCUCCAAGAUGGGGCUGGAGGGAAUGAAAGAGUUUGGGUUGGUUUCACUGGUUCAAAUUGCUGCUGAAUUGUUGAAUGAUAGACUGCCUGAGGCGAGGGAGGCAGCUAGGAGCACUGUGAUCUCAAUUUAUGAUGCGUUUACGGAGAAUGAAGAACAGAAACAGGAAUCAUGGCAAAACUUUUGUCAAUCAAAUUUAACCCCUCUUCAUGCUCAAUCGAUGGUUAAAAUUAUCUCUUCUCAGUAGUUUUAUGUGAUACGCACAACCGAUGAGCGUAGACCUUGUUUUUCUCAGUUCAUGUAGUUUAGAUCUUGUUCCUCAGCUCAUGUAAAUGCUGUAAUACAUGAUUCUAUAUGAGGGAAAGCAAUAAAGGAUGGUUUGUUUAAGGUUA